AUGGAAAACAGCUUUCAGCAGAAUUACCAAACCGAAAUCGAGAUCUUAUCAAGAGACUACUCCCCUCUAAGAUCCUCCCACAAGUGAAAAUCCACAAAAAUCCCAUCAGCCCAGUUAAACUCAGAUACAGUUUCACUAUUAAACCAAAAAGAAAAAUUCACCGUUCAAAGAGCAGGCUCUGAUACAACUGACAUAUAUUCCUUAUUCCAGUUCAAUAAAAGAAUGCAAAAUAAAAGGAGCGAAAAACUGCUACAGAGCGCAUUUAGCUUUUGGAGGCUAAUUAACCCAUCACAGCUAAGGUCAAUUUCUAAGCCAGUUUAUAUAAAGGUGUUUGAGAAUAUAUAUAAAGAUAUUUUGGACCCAAAUAAUACAGCAUACGCUAAGGAAUAUGCAAUUAAUGACGCAGAAAUUGAUUUUAAUGGAAAUUUUGGACUGACUUUUUGUGAAUUUUAUGACUCGUUUUUCGAGUUUUUAGACACUAUGACGAAAAGUGUGCUGAUUGGGGAGUAUUUGAGAUUUAUUAAAGCUGUAUAUUCGAAUAUUCAAGAAGCGGCUUGGUUUAGUGCACUUAAUUUGCAUAAUAAACUGCAUUUGAGUGAAGCACCAAGACCGAUUUUUCAGAGCUGGAUGGUGAAAUCGUUCAGAGAGACUAGGCAGACUAUGGUAGAAAAUACAUCGCUGUCUCCGCCCAAAGCAGCAUCAGUUAAAAUUGACUUGGAUAACCUCCAGAGGAAAAACAGAAAGAUCGUUAGAGAAGCAAACCAAGUCCAGCGGAAGAUAGAAAUUUUGAAAAGACAAAUAAGAUCUUCUCAAAGCAGAGUCAGGUCCAGAUCAACUCUUGAUGGGCGAUAUAACUGGACAGUAGAUAUAGAUAAAAAAGAUAGAGAUUGAAGCACAAUCAAGAAAGACAGCUACUUAGACAAAUUCAACCCUCUUUCGAUAAAACCUCUAAGAGGUGGGCGGGACUCGAAUUUCCUCGAAGAAAUCAUUCAGCUGAGAAAAGGAAAAACAAUAGAAAUGUUAAAUUAA
Molecule: messenger RNA, 1029 nt
Organism: Blepharisma stoltei
Lineage: Eukaryota; Ciliophora; Heterotrichea; Heterotrichida; Blepharismidae
Source: the annotation of a GenBank genome assembly